AUGAACCGGUACACGACCAUGAGACAGCUGGGGGACGGCACGUACGGGAGCGUGCUCAUGGGCAAGAGCAACGAGUCCGGGGAGCUGGUGGCCAUCAAAAGAAUGAAGAGGAAGUUCUAUUCUUGGGAUGAAUGUAUGAACUUGAGAGAAGUUAAGUCUCUGAAGAAACUUAAUCAUGCCAAUGUGAUAAAACUGAAAGAAGUUAUCAGAGAAAAUGACCAUCUUUAUUUUAUAUUUGAAUAUAUGAAAGAAAACCUCUAUCAAUUAAUGAAAGACAGAAACAAGUUGUUCCCUGAGUCUGUCAUCAGAAAUAUUAUGUAUCAGAUAUUGCAGGGGCUGGCAUUUAUCCAUAAACAUGGUUUUUUCCAUAGGGACAUGAAACCAGAAAACUUGCUUUGUAUGGGUCCAGAACUUGUGAAAAUUGCCGACUUUGGACUCGCGAGAGAACUGAGGUCGCAGCCGCCGUAUACGGACUAUGUGUCCACCAGAUGGUAUCGCGCUCCUGAGGUCUUGUUAAGAUCUUCAGCCUACAGCUCUCCCAUCGACGUGUGGGCUGUCGGCAGUAUAAUGGCUGAACUCUAUACACUAAGACCACUUUUCCCGGGGACAAGUGAGGUCGAUGAAAUCUUUAAGAUUUGCCAGGUUUUAGGGACUCCCAAAAAAAGUGACUGGCCAGAAGGGUACCAGCUUGCAUCCUCUAUGAAUUUCCGUUUUCCCCAAUGUGUUCCUAUAAACCUAAAAACUCUUAUUCCCAAUGCCAGUAACGAAGCCAUUCAGCUUAUGACUGAAAUGUUGAACUGGGACCCAAAGAAACGACCAACAGCAAGCCAGGCUUUGAAACACCCAUAUUUUCAAGUUGGUCAAGUAUUAGGCCCUUCCUCACAUCAUUUGGAAUCGAAACAGCCUUUAAAUAAGCUUGUGCAACCACUCGAACCGAAGCCAUCUGCAGCGGACCCAGAACCUCAGCCUCUGCCGGACAUAAACGACCAGGCUGCCGGACCGCCCCAGCUGAAGAACAGCCACCAGCCGCUGCGGUCCAUCCAGCCGCCGCAGCACACGGGUGCCCAGCCAGCGCCCAAGCAGCGCGGUCAGCAGAAAAGGCCGCCAGCCCUCUUUCCAAGCGUCGUCAAAAGCAUGCCCACCAAGCCGUGCGGCGCCCUGGGCCACAAAGGCGCCCGGAGGCGCUGGGGCCAGGCCGUGUUCAAGGCUGGAGACGGCUGGGCAGACCUGGAGGAUGGUGACUUUGGAGCCUCCCAUUCCAAGAAGCCAGGCAUGGGCUUGUCCAAGGAAGCAAGGAGAAAGGAGUCUCCGUUUCGGCUUCCAGAGUCGGUGCCUGCGGGUUCCAGCUACUCACCGAGGGAAAACAAGAGCUUCCCUGCUGCUGUGACCCUGAAAUCGGAUUCGGAACUGUCAACUGCUUCCACGGCCAAACAGUACUAUUUGAAACAGUCAAGAUACCUUCCGGGUGUAAACCCCAAGGACGUGUCCCUGAUUGCCAGUGGGAAGGAUAUGAACCCAUAUGUCUGGAACAGCCAGUUGUUUCCUAAGUCCCUGGGACCCUUGGGGGCAGAGCUUGCUUUCAGAAGGAAUAACGCAGAAGAAAGCAUAAUCAAACCCAUUGAAAAGCUAUCAUGCAAUGAAAGCUUCCCUGAAAAAUUAGAGGACCCACAAGGAAAUCUUGGAAGUUAUGCUCCUUACAAUCAGGCAGGAUAUAUUCCUUCCUUUCUCAAAAAAGAAGUGGGGUCAGCUGGCCAGAGGAUACACUUCGCACCUCUUGGUGCGACAGCUUCAGAAUAUUCCUGGAGCACCAAAACUGGUCGGGGGCAGUUUUCAGGACCUACUUAUAAUCCUACAGCCAAGAAUCUAAACAUUGUGACCCGUGCACAGCCAGUGCCCUCCGUGCACGGGAGGACAGACUGGGCAGCCAAGUACGGAGGCCGCCGGUAG
Messenger RNA from Rangifer tarandus platyrhynchus (Svalbard reindeer), 1947 nucleotides. The record is from the annotation of a GenBank genome assembly. NCBI's taxonomy places the organism in Eukaryota, Metazoa, Chordata, Mammalia, Artiodactyla, Cervidae.